This is a messenger RNA of Iphiclides podalirius (scarce swallowtail), 5097 nucleotides long. The record is from the annotation of a GenBank genome assembly. NCBI's taxonomy places the organism in Eukaryota, Metazoa, Arthropoda, Insecta, Lepidoptera, Papilionidae.
AUGGCAGAUAGAAUACGCCUCUCAGACUUAGUUUGGCUACAACCGGACGGAAAAUCGGAAUUCGAUAUUCCAGUCGCUGCUAAAAUACUCAACAGUUCUGGUGGCCUAAUACAAGUUCGAGAUGAUGACGGAAAUGUAUUUACAACAUCUGUCGAUAAGGUUAUAAAGCCAUUGCAUGCUACGUCUGUUGAUAGUGUGGAAGACAUGAUCACCCUUGGAGAGCUACAGGAGCAUACUAUUCUGCGUAAUCUUCAUAUACGUUAUAAUAUGCAGCUGAUUUAUACAUACACAGGAACAAUGUUAAUCGCUAUUAAUCCAUAUGAAAUAUUACCUAUAUAUACGAUGGAUCAAAUACAAUUUUAUCAAGAUAGAGCUAUAGGGGAUAUACCACCCCACAUAUUUGCUAUUGGAAAUAAUGCUUACAAGGAGCUUCUGGCUACUUCAUCUAAUCAGUGCAUUGUUAUAAGCGGUGAGAGUGGCGCUGGGAAAACUGAGAGCACAAAACUAUUAUUACAGUACCUAGCCGCUGCCAGUGGAAAGCAUUCAUGGAUUGAACAGCAAAUACAGGAGACUAACCCAAUUUUAGAGGCUUUUGACAACGAGGUAUGGGACAUUUUCAGUCUUCUCGCGGCCAUUUUACAUUUGGGUAACUUAAAGUUUAAAUCAUUAAACAUAAACAACAUCGAGUGCUCAGAAGUGGCCGAUCCGUUAAAUGCAAAUAGAAUAGCUACCCUGCUUGGGGUGAACAAAGGAAAUUUAUGUGACGCUUUAACUAAGAAAACUUUAAUUGCUCAAGGCGAUAAGGUUGUAUCCACUUUAUCAGCGUCAGCUGCAGUAGAGGGAAGAGAUGCGCUUGUUAAAGCUAUUUAUGGAUACAUUUUCGAGUACAUAGUUGAGACUAUUAAUAAAACGCUUUGCAAGGGACAGCAGCUGUCGAAUGGGUCAGUUGGUAUACUGGAUAUAUUUGGCUUUGAAAAUUUUGAAUCGAAUAGUUUCGAACAGUUGUGCAUUAAUUAUGCCAAUGAGAAUCUACAGCAGUUCUUUGUGAGACAUAUUUUUAAGAUUGAGCAGGAACAAUACGCGAAGGAAGGCAUAAAUUGGACAAACAUCACAUACAUCGACAAUCAAGUCAACUUGGACAUGAUCGGCCUUAAACCAAUGAACUUACUUUCACUCAUUGACGAGGAAUCGAGAUUUCCUAAGGGCACCGAUCUAACACUUUUGUCAAAGCUACAUACGAAUCAUAGCAAUAAAACUUGCUACGUUACCCCUAAAUCCACUCACGAGCACCGAUUUGGAGUAAGACAUUUUGCUGGUGAAGUAUAUUACGAAGUUAAAGGGUUUCUUGACAAAAAUCGAGAUAUGUUGACAUCAGAUGUCUUCGAUCGUGCAUUAUGCGUACGUCAAUUACGUUAUGCCGGUCUUAUGGAAACAGCGAAAAUCAGGCAAGCUGGUUAUCCGAUUCGCUAUCCAUACGGCGAAUUCGUUCAUCGCUACCGUCUUGUUGUUGCAGACAUACCGCCAGCGGAGAAGACCGAUUGCAAAGCCGCUGCAAAGAAAAUAUGCAAUGAAGUUCUAAAAGAUCGGGACUAUAGAUUUGGUCACACGAAAGUUUUUCUCAAGGAUCAUCACGACGUCACACUGGAAGAGCUCAGGCAUACGGUUGUAAUCAGAAGCGUUAUAAUAACACAAGCGAAUAUUCGAAGAUUUUUGCUUAGACGCAAGUAUUUACGGAUGAGGGCGGCAGCCAUUACCUUGCAGAAGCACUUCCGUGCCCGUGGCUUCAGAAGCCGCUACCUAGUUAUGAGGAGAGGUUACCUGCGUUUACAGGCGGCCAUCAAGUCCAGGGAACUUAGGAAAACGUUCCUUAACUUAAGGCAGUUCUUUAGAAACCUUCAAGCUCACUGCAGAGGAUAUCUAGUGAGAAAAUUAGUCACCGAAAAGGGUGAUAUCGUUAGAAGUAAACUUGCUGAAUUAAAAAAAGAAAAGGAUGAAGUAAUAAGAUCUUAUAACAACGUGGAAGAGGCCGAGAAUGAUUACGAGAAAAAGUUCGACGAUCUUAUGAGGUCCAUUUGGAUUGCUAAAGAUGCUACGGUGGAAAACAACGUCCAGAAUGCUGAUGUGAUAGACGAUACAUACGUUGAUGAUGUGUUCGAUUUUUUAAAGGAUACGGCGACCCCAGCUGGUACAGUAAGGGGCACUGGAUUCGGAGUCACCAUGACGGAAAAACCUCCGGUGAUGAAUGUAAUACCGAUCCCAAUAGAGCCGCAAGAAGAGUCUUUCGAUGAGUUUAACUUCAGAAAAUUCGCUGCCACAUAUUUCCAAGGCAACACAAGUCACCAAUACUCGCGGAAGCCCCUGAAAAGUUCCCUUCUAGAUUUACCGUUGCCUAUAGAUCAGUUUGCGGCACAAGCACUCUGGAUAACCAUACAAAGGUUCAUGGGUGACGUCUCCGAACCGAAGUAUGUUGAUGACAAGAUCGAUAACGUGCCAGUCAUGACUAAGUUGACGGACACAAUAGGGCGGGCGUUCCAAAAGAGUAAAGAAUUCGAAAACCUCAUUCAACCGGAAACCAACCAAAGCACUAGCAGGAUUGUUCAAAAAUUAAUAAAACGACGAGCGAAAAUAAAUGAGGAAUUUAUGCGAAACAUAAUGAGCGACGAAUCGACUAAUGAAAUGUACAGCAAUUGGUUAAAUUCAAGGAGAAGUACCAAUCUCGAGAAAUUACAUUUUAUUAUAGGACACGGAAUUAUUCGCAAAAAGCUGCGCGAUGAAAUAUUCUGCCAAUUGUGCAAGCAGCUUACAAACAAUCCCUCAAAAUCUUCUCAUGCCAGGGGUUGGAUCCUGCUAUCGCUGUGCGUUGGAUGCUUCCCACCAUCUGAAAGAUUUGUUAAGUAUUUGCGGUCAUUCAUACGCGGUGGUCCUCCAGGCUACGCUCCAUACUGCGAAGGCAGGCUAAUGAGGACUUUCAAAAAUGGCGCCCGUUCUCAACCCCCAAGUUGGUUAGAAUUGCAAGCGACAAAAACGAAAAAACCGAUACUCCUAACGGUGACUCUCAUGGAUGAAUCUAUGAAGACGGUACAGGCCGAUUCGGCAACAACGUCCGAAGAGAUUUGUCAACAAAUAGCUGAGAAUGUUGGCCUUGCGGACCUAUUUGGAUUUUCGCUGUACAUAACCCUUUAUGACGUGGUCCUAUCACUGGGUAAUGAGAGUGUUCACAUCAUGGACGCUGUUUCUCAGUGCGAACAGUUUUCCAAAGAGCAGGGCACGCCCGAGAAGAAUGCGCCCUGGCGGUUGUUCUUCAGAAAAGAAGUAUUUACUCCAUGGCACAACCCAGCUGAGGAUCCAGUAGCGACUAAUCUCAUCUACCACCAAGUCGCGAAGGGAGUCAAGUUCGGAGAGUAUCGAUGCAAUGCAGAAAAAGAUUUGGCUAUGCUUGCAGCGCAACAACAUUACAUAGAAUACGGUGAACGCUUAGAUCCCAACGUACUUAGAAAGGUUAUUGUUAACUAUAUACCAAAUCAGUUUAUCAAAUCAAAUGACGCUGCGCUGACUAAGUGGGAACAUCUUGUUACCAAAGCUUUUGAGUCUGCCCAAAGUAUACAGUCCAGGGUGGAUCCACUGCGCUGCAAAGAAGAUAUUGUGAUUUUCGCAAAACUGAAGUGGCCAAUGCUGUUCUCGCGGUUCUUCGAAGCCGUUAAACUGAAGGGGGAUUCGAUCAACAAAGAUGUGAUUAUAAUAGCUGUUAAUUGGACCGGUAUUUACAUUGUAGACCAACUGGAGCACAUACUUCUUGAAAUAUCGUACCCAGAAGUUACUUACGUUGCAUACAAUGACGAUACUGAGUACGAUAAUAUUGGCAGAAUAACCAUUAGAACGAUACAACAAGAAGAAUUUAUCUUUCAAAGUGUUGACGCUAGUGAAUUGAGUUCUUUAAUUAUAUACAUAAUUGAUGGCUUGAAGAGGCGGUCGUCUUACGUUAUCGCACAAGUGGACUCUCAAGGAUACGGUGAUGCCGCCUCGUUCUUGCAAUACAAAAAAAGCGAUCUCAUAACACUGCUUCAUGAUUGUACUGGAGAAACUUUAAUGAAUUCAACCUGGGGCCACGGUUCUUGCCAUGGUCAGGAGGGAUUGUUCCCUACGGAACAAGUUUACAUAUUGCCCACACUAUCUCUGCCUUCUAAUACUAUCAUCGAGGUGUUUAAGAAAGGUAAUAUUAAUACAGACAAAAAACCACUUUCGAAAUAUAAUACCCUUCAAAGAAAGAGAAUGCACACGCUUGAGAAAUUUUCCAAGGAAUACUUCAGGGAGAAUUACGAUUACAAUAUUACAAUAUCGAAACAAUCGACAUUGAACACGGCUAAAAAACCAAUAGCGAGUGAUUUGUGGGCGCACACUCGGGAGCCUCUGAAAAAGCCCUUAUUAAAGAAAUUGAUUGGCGAUGAGAAACUCUCUAAGCAUUCUAUAACGGCAUUUUAUGGUAUUUUAAAAUAUAUGGGUGAUAUGCCAGCGCCGAAACCAAGAUCAGUUACUGAGUAUACCGACGAAAUAUUUAAAUCCGCUUUAACAGAACCAGCAAUGCGAGAUGAAGUGUAUUGUCAAAUCAUGAAACAACUUACUAAUAACCGAAUACAGCUGAGUGAAGAAAGAGGCUGGGAACUGAUGUGGCUUGUAACAGGAGUGUUCGCUUGUGGACAAAUUUUGAUAAAAGAAUUAGUGGAGUUCCUAAAAACGCGUCCACAUCCCAUUGCGAAGGAGUGUUUGAAACGGGUAUUCAAAACGCAGAAGCACGGAUCGAGAAUGUAUCCUCCCUACGUUGUAGAGGUAGAAGCGAUUCAACAUAGAAGUAUGCAAAUAUAUCACAAAGUAUACUUCCCAGACGACACGGAUGAAGCAUUCGAAGUUGACUCGUCCACAAAAGCUAGAGACCUUUGUGAACAGAUUACAGGUCGUUUGAAUUUAAAGAAUAGUGAUGGGUUUAGUUUGUUUGUGAAAAUAGCUGAUAAAGUGUUUUCGGUGCCUGAAAGUUACUACUUCUUCGAUUUUGUUCACGAGCUUGUCGAGUGGAUGAAGAGAUCGCGCCCAGUGCGCUCGGGU